CGUGUUAUCAUUCGAUCGUUUUCGCGACGCGAGGUGAGGGCUUUUCUCGUCGAUUUUCAGGGCAUUUCCUCUAGAAAACGACGAACUUAGCAUAAUUUUCGUCAUGGAAAGCUGAAAUCCUCUAAACUGUGUGCUGUAAAUCGAAUCCUUAGUCACAUUUGUGCAAUUCCGACGGCGCACUUGAUACUGAUGUCAUGUGCGAUCUGGGACUCAGUACACAUCUGUAAAUAGUUCCGAUGUGCAAUCAACAGUACUUUUCCUUUCUGAGAAUUAAUCAGUACUAUUUCCAUUUUGGGUCCGCGGGGAUGAAGCACAUAUCCACGACGCCAGCCCAGACCGGAGGAAAACCAAGUGAUACCCUAGUGAAAUGAAAUACAAAGUGUGAUCCUAACCUUUUUUUGUUUUUUUCGUUGUUUUUUUGUUUCGUUGUCCGCGGUUUCGUCUCUUUUUCUUUUGUUUCGUUUUUUUUUUUUUUUUCGUUUUCGCGGAGUUUCUUCCGGCUGUGAUAUUCCCGGUUUUUGUUUACGUUUUGACUCGUGAGGUGUUUGCGUGCUCGGGACCGAUAUGAAUGGUAAAAUGAAUUGUUUUAAGCUUCUGUGUUUGCUGACGUUUUUUGGAAUAGUUGUCACCGCUGACGAGGAGGAAGAGAGACUGCCCGCCAACUGUCCCAGUGAAGUUUACUGUCAUGGAACACUUUUGCACACGGUACAGAUGGCAGGUCUUUACCAUGACUCGAAAACGUUCGUAGAUAUGAAGAUGAAAUUCUCUCCCAACGAGACGGUGGGGAUGUUCGCGGAGCUGAUGAAGCGAACGGAGAGCCGGCCGUCGCGGCUGCAGCUGGAGCUGUUCGUGAACGAGACGUUCGAGCCGCCGGGGAGCGAGUUCGAGGCGUGGGACCCGUCCGACUGGGUCCAGACGCCGGGCUUCCUCGGGCGCGUCAAAGACAAGGAGCUGAGCGAGUGGGCCGCCCAACUCAACGACCUCUGGAAGUUCCUCGGCCGGAAGAUGCGCGACGACAUCAAGCACCACCCCGAUCUCUACUCCAUCAUCUAUGUCCCCAACCCCGUCAUCGUCCCCGGAGGACGAUUCAGGGAGUUCUACUAUUGGGACUCCUAUUGGAUUAUCAGGGGUCUGCUGCUGUCGGAGAUGUACCACACAGUGCGAGGGAUGCUGGAGAACUUCCUGACGAUCGUGGAGGAGUACGGACUCAUCCCGAACGGCGGGCGGGUCUACUACGCCAAGCGCUCCCACCCACCGCUCCUCAUCCCGAUGGUGAAGAGCUACUUGGACACAACGAAGAACAUCACCUUCCUCCGGGCCAACAUCGAUACCAUGGAGAAGGAGUUCCUCUUUUGGAUGACCAACCACACCGUCAAGGUCGAGAAAAACGGCAAGUUCUAUACCCUCGCCAGGUAUAAGGACUCGUCCUCGGGACCUAGACCCGAGUCGUAUAGGGAAGACUACAUGAGCGCACAAAUAUUUAGAUCUGACAAAGAAAAAGAAUCUUAUUACUCAGAACUUAAGUCAGCUGCUGAAUCCGGCUGGGACUUUUCAAGUAGAUGGUUCGUGCUGAACGGCACAAACAAAGGCAACUUGACUAAUGCUAAAACGACAUACCUACUACCAGUGGAGCUAAAUGCGAUCCUGUAUUGGAACGCGGUUCUACUAUCGGAGUUUUUCCGGACGCUAGGCCAAGCCGAGAAGGCUAUCAAAUAUGAGGAACUUAGCAAGGAUUGGAUGGAGGCCGUGACAGAGGUGCUGUGGCACGAUGAAGUGGGUGCCUGGCUCGACUAUGAUAUCGUCAACGAAGUCAAGAGGGACUACUUUUACCCGACCAACAUCUCACCGCUCUGGACUGGGUGCUUCGAGAAAAACAAGACUGAAUACUUCACUGCAAAGGUGAUGAAAUAUUUGGAGAAAACACAAAUAAUGGUGAACUUGGGUGGCAUUCCUACGACGCUCGAGCAUUCUGGUGAACAGUGGGACUAUCCGAACGCAUGGCCACCACUCCAAUAUAUUAUGAUCAUGUCCCUGGAUGCUACUGGUGACAGUUGGGCCCAAGACCUUGCUUAUGAAAUGAGUGAACGAUGGGUCAGAUCCAAUUUCAAGGCCUAUAAUGAAACAGGAAUUAUGUAUGAAAAGUAUGAUGCGACUGUACCCGGUGGACACGGAGGUGGUGGUGAAUAUGAAGUACAAAUGGGUUUUGGAUGGACCAAUGGAAUCAUUAUGGAACUGUUGGACAAAUAUGGGGAACGGAUGACGGCAGAAGACAGGUUUAUUGAACCACCCCAGCAAGAGCACAGUAUCAGAUCGUCAGCGCUAUCUCUACAAAGUUCACUGUCUGCAGAAACGCAGGUUCUUACAGUAAUCUUAGCCCUCAUAGCAACACUAGCAGCAGGAUUCAUUGGGUGAGAUAUUUUCAACAUUUGUUUAAUUGUGGAGUAUCGUUGUUCAGGUAAUGUGAUCAAGCAUGGCGUUGUUCGUUUUGAGCCCAGUGUAUGUAUAGCAGGUCAGAUGUAUCAUAAAAUUACUUUAUUGCUGUUGUCCUAGUGGUUCUGGCCUGUUUUGUUUUCCAUACUACUGUUGUUUUCUUCUUCUUCUUUUCUGUCUCUUCUUUGUAAUCUAUUCAUCUUUUCAUCACUUUUCCCUGAAGUCAUUACCGUCUGUGAAAGUGUAAAGAUAGGAAUUAGGGCAAAACUGCAACGUCUCGGCUCGACCUCCAGAUUUUAAGGAAGAUUAUUCCAUUUCCUGUUUUUUGUGCACUGAAAUUGGUGCAGGAUGACAGGGGAAUCUGGAUGUUCAAAUGAUGAUCAAAUUACUGGGGGAUUCGUUUAACUUCCUUAAAGUUAGGAGGAAAUCGUAUGACAAGAAAAGAAAAUCCAAAAAUAAUUCAAAAAGUAACAUUUAGCUCUGCAGAUUAAUUCACCGUUUAAAACCAGUAUAUCUUUUACCUGACUUUUUAUCUGCAGAUUUUAAACCAAAAAAAUUAUGUUACUUUGUUGUCUUAUUUUCCUGAAAAACUGAAAGUGUUUUCCCACCGGUGAAGUACCAAACUGAAACUAAUAUCAAAAAAUUUUCUCAGCUACUGCUGGUGUUUUUAGUUAACUGAAGGCAGAAAUUGCUACUUUUUCUUUGUUGCAACUCAGCCUUUCUUGAGCAUCAAAAUAGUAAAAAAACAUUGCUUGUCGUGUAAUUCAGUGAAUUUUGACCAGAGUGGCAUUAUCUUCGAAGGAUUCGGUGCUUUUGAUUUUCCUGUCAACUUUUCGGAGUUUCCUUUCCCCCAUUGUAAAUAUCCGUAACUUGUCAGAUCAUUCAUCUAUCUCUCAGGGUUGAAUCUCAUAAGACACUCAUCUUAAGAUUACUGUAGCACGGUGUAUUCAAAAUAAAUAGUUCACCCAAAGCUGCCAUUUGCGGUAAAAAAUACCAAUACUUCAUGUAAUUUGUUGUCUCUUUCACCAAGGAACGCAUCUUGUUUACGCUUGUUUCAGUAAUUCUACAAACAUUAUAUUUUUUCAUGGGAAAACCGUCGCACGAAAUAGUCUGAAAAUUUCAGAUUCUAUUCUAACAAAAGUAAAGAAAAAUCACUUCAACAUCAAGAAAAUUCAUAUGGACAGUUGUUCUAUAAAAAAAUAAAAUGUAAGUAGAAAAUACUGAAACAGCGCAAUGGAGAUAUGUUCCUUUGUGUGAGAAACGAGGAAUUGCAAGUUGGGAAUUCUUCAUUGCAGACGGGAGUUUGGUCUGAGAUCCUCUUUUCAUUCCUAUGGCAUCACAAGGCUCGUGUGUCAUGGGACCCUUGCGCUCUUUGUUAAUACCAAAACAAGUAGCCUUAAGGUCCUAGUUUUAAGUUAUCUAGUCCAGAACACUUCUUAUUUAUUUAUUAACCCGUUCAUUUUGUUUAUUUUAACGAACUGUAUGGGUUUUGCUAAAAUUAGGUAGUUCAAUUACUUAAAAGAUAUAGAGGAGAAGUUAAACUGAGCAAUUACAAAUUGAGUCAGUAACUCAAGUUAAUUAAUGGAUGCGACAAUCAACUCGGAUUCUUUCUUUGUCAACUUCUUUCUAUUCGAUUGAAGGAAAAGUUUUGCCAAUUUUCCAUCGUAUUUUUUGUAAGUUUUUAUCUGGGUUUAAAACGCUAUCAAAUUUUUUUCCGACCCCAUUCUUUUAAGUACCUUUUUUUUACAUCUGUUCAAGUAGAGAGCAUCAUAUUUCUGUUUCUUUAGCGGCUAUUUGGGCUUAAAAAAUUAUUGGUUGCAAUUUCACACUUCUUCAGUGACUGAUUAAAUAUUUUUAUGUUUCUUUUUUAAUGUGUAAUGAUAUCUUCUUUUAUAAGGAUGUAGUUUUGCUCUUGAUUGCAAAAGCAUCUAUGAACCACUAAAUCAAGCUUCUUCCUCACCGAUUAUAGCCACAAAACAAGUUUUAAUAGUAGAUUUUCAUUUGAUAAAUCUUGUUGUUUGCUGGGAAUUUGUUUCCUAUCAUUUCAUUGCUUUCUAUGCCCCCUUUUAUUAUUCUUUUCCCUCAUUCUACUUACUAUCAUCACUCAAAAUAUUUAGACCAAUCCUAAGUAUAUUUUCUACUAGAAGAAACUAGCAGAAUAAAAGAAUUUUAAAUUAAGUCAAUCAGCUGAAUCAUGUCGUUUUGUUACAUCCAUCAAAUUAUUAGUAUGUAUCUCCGACACACCAAGUGAUCGUUUAAUAACAAUUAAUUGAUCAAAUUCACAAUGAUUUUUGCACUCUUUCCUCUCUCAAAUUUUUUUUAAAGCGAAACUUUACAGUCCUGUAUGUUAAGCACUUUUUCUACAAAAAUAUGUCGAGGGUUUUUUUUUUUUUUUUAAAUUAGACUAAGCAAAGAACGGAAAUGUUGAUCUAUAAGUAUUAGAGCCUCUGAAUUUUAUCGAUCAAAAUUAAUGGUACCAAUGUGCCUGAUUGUUCCUAUAUUUAUGAAAUUUUAUUUUGAAAAUCGAUCCAUUUUUUUAUUCACAUUAAGCAAACAGGAUUCGCUCCUGACAUCUGUUUAUUUAUUUAUUUAUAUAUCUAAUCUUACGUAUUGUAAAAUCACGUAUUUUUUCCACUAUGACUGAGAAUUGUUUUCAUUUUUCUCUUGACCAAAUUUACAGAGGAAAUACCUCUCUUUUUAGUCUAGCCAUUUGGGCUAUUUUGUAUACGUGUAAUUUAAUUAGAAAAAUACUAACAAAUAUUUAUGCUUCCUUAAUUUUUGGCCUCCUGAUAGCUCACCAAUUCUAUCUCUAAUUCUUGAUUCUGUUGAAUAUUUUCAGUAGUGAGUAUUAAAAGAUGGUAGUUUCAGAAUUUGAAUCUCGGUUUGAUAGAUCUUUUUUUAGAUUUUCGUUUUUCAUUCUCUGCAAUUAUAUCAGUCUUCCGCUGUCUAAAAAUGCAAUUUUUCAAAUUAGGAUCAUCUUGUAAUGUAAGGUUUGACUGCUCUCCUUUUGUAAUGUCCUGCAACUUAGACAGAUAAUACAUUUUACCCUUCAUUUAAACAAGUACCGCAAGUGCCCGCAGGCAAAUCUGACCUAGCAUUUAACGGAAAUAAAUCCUGCCUAUUACAAAAGAGCGACUCUCCCUAAUUAGAAAAAUUCAUAAUCUAGACUUAUUUACCACUAAUCACUAACCCUCAAAAACUCUUUUUUAUUUCCAUCUCAUAAUGAAUCUCAUGCAUGACUUUAUUUGUCCAAUAUCAUUAAUAGAAAAACAGAAAUGAUGAAGUUACGAUCAGUCUCUUUGCCAAAUUCAAACAACUUUGCCGAGUCCCCAUGUUUUUUACAUAGUCCUUAGAAGGUCAUCUGCUCUCAUGAAUACGGACUUGAUGCUAUCAUAAUGUCAGUUUAAGGUGAUUUUAAGAGAUUUAGGGACAAGAUGCACCACCACAUUUCGCUGUUACACAGUUUGUAUUUUUGAGAAGCAAUAAUUAUCACAACGCACAAGUUAUGCAAGAAGCUGAUCCAUAACUUGUGGUUGUAUGUCGUCAAUUUUUUGAAGACUCAGAGAUUCUUGGUGUAAGAGACAGAUAGCAAUGUAAUAUCUCUCUCUCUUUCCUACACAUUGAAUCAAUGAAGAACCACAGUUAUGGUAGUUUCUGAUAUGAAUUUUUAAUGAUUUUUCUCAAAGCAGAUUUCGUACUACUCAGUAUUAUUGCUGCUACAUGUUAUUGAUCAGUUUCUUGCAUUUAUUUGUACAUUGCCAUAAUUAUUGCUUCUUAAGACACAAACCGUGGAGCAACGCAACUUAAGGGUGGAUCUUCUCUCUAGAUGACUUAGAAUCACCUUAAUACAUGUAUAUAUUGAAUUGAGUCUCUUCAAGAUGUUGUCCGACUGCUCGCAGCUGUUAUUUAUCGUAGUUGAUGGCUCAGUAGCAUCCAUUUCAUUUUUUUGAAGGUGACUAGAGAAGAUGUACGAAUCCAGUCCUAAUCAUGGUACAUCUUGUUUGUUUGUUUGAUUGGCAGAGCAGGCUUACCCGUAAAAUAUUUGAUAGCGUUUGUGAAAUGAGCAAUCUCUGAUGUUUCUUGAUCUGCAUGGUCUUACGGUAGCGUAGGAUUGUCAUUGUUUUGUGUGAUACUUUAAUUAGCUAGUUUAUUGCUGUUUGCAAUCGUACGAUGGUGCAAAUUUGUAUUUUGUUAAGUUGUUGUUGCCUGUUUGAUUAAUGUGGUCAGUCGGCCGAACUUGUUUAAUUAUUUUGUUAGGUGUACAAUCGGAAGUUCCUCUUCAUCGCAGCUGUAAAAAUAUUUGAUUAUUUAUUCAUUAAACUAAGUACAUAUUUUAAUUGAAGAGUGGCAUAGAUUUAUUUCUGCUGUAGUUGGUCUUACCAUGAAAUCAAAUAUUAUUGCACUAUUCGAUUAUUGUAUUUGUUUAUUCUUGUAUUUCAUUUUUUUAACUGAUGGGAAUAAUUCACAAAUGUCUUCUAAACUUUUAAUAUUUAAAUUAAUAACUUUCAAAUUCGGCUACAAGUUUUUUCAAUCUCCUUAAGUGACAUAAUAAAUCUACAAGCUUACCUGAUCUAAAACGAUUUCAAACCAUCCUCAAAAUUUUCCAAGGCGUAAAAAAUUCAUGACUAACAAUAGAAUCUUAAUUUUACAAAUAGAGGUUCAAAUUUAUCUAACAGAGAAUGAAAGUAAGAAAUGGUGUGCCAUUAAGUGUUAGAUCUAUGAAAUUUGAGGAACUAAUUUUUAAGGUGAAAUGGAAAAAAUAAAUAAAAUCAGGGUGUCAUUACAUCUUAUUUUUUCAGAGAAUGGUUAUUCAUGAGUUCUCUUUUUAACCUAAAAUAAUUUUUGCAGAAAAAUUGAGAGUGAAGGACUGAUUUUAUUAUUUUCCGGACUUAUUUUUUCUUAAAAUCUAUCUUGCUCAAUUCUUCAUUCCGCCAUUUAACAGUCCGAAGUAACUCCUACCAUUUCUCUGGAAGCUUUUCAAUUGUUUUAUCUACACACAUUUGAACCUCUUAAAAACUGUUUUUCUACUAUUUAUUUUUUUCGUUUCCUCUCAGAAAUCAUGAUCCUCAAUGUUUGAGCAAGGUUUUUUUUUUUCACUUGUUAUGGAAGAUGACUUGUGUUGGAGGAUGAAAGGUCGGCCAUCUAAAUUAAAAGUUUUUUCAGUCUCUGGUUUUUGUCUAACUCACAACAAAAAUACCCUUUAAUAUUAAAAAAAGGGAAAUAAGGAGAAGGUGAGCCUUUGGAAGUUUGGCAUGAAAAAGAAAAUAGAAAAUACAUAUUGAAUGAAGGUUCCGCAUUAUGUUUGGUACUGAGAAAGUUCUUGAACGAACGCGGAUAACACUUUUGGUAAUUAAAAAAGACAAAGCUGAUGGGACCAAAAUCCCACCUUCUCAAAGGUACAAGCAAACUUAUAUUUUCUGAGUAGCUUUGACUUCGCAGAGAAUCCAAAUUAACACCCAACCAGGCUUCCUCUACCAAAUGGACAUACUUAAAUCAAAAGGCCUUUUAAUCACUUUGACAUGAGCCCUGAGAUCCAUAAGAAAACACGCAUGACAAGGCUCAUGUAUCAAUGUAUAUAGUUCAUUUUGAUUCAAAUGCGUCCAAAUGAUGUAAGGGUAUCUCUCCUCUGGCUUGUGCCAUCUCACAGACAACUUCUAUUGAAACAAAUAAGACAUCUGCAGAGUGUUAGGGAUAGAGACCAAUCAAUCCUACCGAAAAAAUCAAGACCUAUUAGAAGUAGAUAAAGGCUUGGAAGACUUGUCAAAAAUUCUCAUCAGCUUCCUUUGGAAGAGACUUACGUAUCUUAGAAGUUCGUAUCAAAACACAGGAUGUAAAUUUUGAUUAUAAUAGAAUCUCGAACAAAUACUGUUUUUAACUUGUUUUAAAGUAUAUUUUUAGUAUUUGUUAUUAGUUUUUUUUAUGUUGCCUUCAACCGAACGAAACUUGAAGCUCUUGCAGCUCUUCAUCAUUAGUCUAUUAAACGUAAUUGCUAAUUGAUUUGUGAUUUUGCUAUUAAGUAAAAUUUUUUAAAACUAA
This is a messenger RNA of Bemisia tabaci, 8466 nucleotides long. RefSeq names its product trehalase. Gene Ontology annotation, molecular function: alpha,alpha-trehalase activity. The record is from RefSeq and is a predicted model, not a curated record. NCBI's taxonomy places the organism in Eukaryota, Metazoa, Arthropoda, Insecta, Hemiptera, Aleyrodidae. Gene Ontology annotation, biological process: trehalose catabolic process.